Molecule: messenger RNA, 1872 nt
Organism: Aureobasidium melanogenum CBS 110374
Lineage: Eukaryota; Fungi; Ascomycota; Dothideomycetes; Dothideales; Saccotheciaceae
Exons: 1
Coding region: 1-1872 (623 amino acids)
Source: RefSeq, a predicted model, not a curated record
AUGGCACCGCGCACAUACAACCCAUGCUCAUACCUGCCCCGGCGGUUGCAGAUAGUGACCAGCCUGGCUCUGUUCAUUCUUUUCUGCAUCGUCCUAUUUGGCCAGUCGACCGUCGAUGUUCCUUACCGCGAUGAAGUCAACGAAGGCGCGCGAAGAGUAUCCUCAUACUUGCCAAAGACCCCAAGUCUUCCUCAAGGUCUCAACAUAUUCAGAACGCCGGCACAUUCACCACCGCCCGAACAGGCAAACAGUACCAGCGGCGAGGCACGGUGGUUCUCAGACUGGAAAUGGAUGAACCCCUUCUCGUCAACAAUCACACUCGACGAGAACAGAGCUGUGCUUCCUCCUCUGGCCAAGAGACCGCCAGUAUACACAUAUUUCGAUGCCGAUUGGUACAAGGACGAGACAUCGCUCGAGUCUGUACACCACCUUCUCCUGAUCUGGAGACGCGCUUGGUGGGCUCAAGGCUUCAAGCCUGUUGUCCUGGGACGUCCUGAGGCUAUGAACAACCCGCUGUAUGCAAAGAUGAUCCCUCUGGAACUGGAAGAGGAGCUCAAGACAGAUGUAAUGCGCUGGCUCGCAUGGGGUAACAUGGGUACCGGCGUCAUGGCCAACUAUGUCGCAUUGCCUAUGGCGCCACAUGACGAUCCCCUGCUUACCUAUUUGCGUCGUGGUGAAUACCCCCAGCUCACGCGAUACGAGGGUCUGGAGAGUGGCUUGUUCGACGGCCCCAAAGAUCAGAUCAACAAGGCUAUCGAAGAGGUUCUCAAUGCUAAGAAGCCUAUCAAGGCCAAAGCAGUAAUCGAAAUGCUGUCCAAAGAUACCAUCCACGUCGACAGCAACCAGAAAGCUAUUGCCUUUUACUCGAGCAAGAACAUCAACAAAUACUACAAGGGCAUCGCCGAGAAGUUGGCGUCUAGCGACAAAGACGUCAGCCGUGAAGGCCUACGUCUGCUUCCUCAGCUCAUCAUCUCGCACCUGCACACGACCUGGCAGAACACAUUCACCGGCGGCAUUGCUGUUUUGAAGCCGCUACCAGACCACAUGUUUACCCUGGUCAAACCAGCCAUUGAGCUUGCUCGCAACCUGUCUCAAUGUACUGAGUCGCCACAGCCUUCAUCUUGCCCUCCAAAUCGCCAGAACUGCGUUCCUUGUGUGAGCAGUCAUCCGCUUCGCAUCAGUCAACCGCCAUUCUUCCGCAACACCUCUGAUCUCUUUACCAUUGGUACUGUACCUCAUCCUUACACCAUGGCAUCUCUACAACAUCAAACCGACUCUUUGACCAUCCGCUUCAUCCGCCGCACAACAAAACGCGACGAAUGGCUCUUGGCCGCAACAAAAGAGUUCUUGGGCACAGGCAUGAGCAGUUUCGCACGCAUCCCGCACCUCAAAGACGCCGUCGCCUCCGACUACGGAAGUUCUCGCUCCCUUUGGCUGACCCCUGAAAACCUAUCUGAAGAGAACAACGCCAUAUUGCGGCGCGAUCUUGCUUGGGCACUAGGAUUCCCUGUUCCAACACUUGAAUCCACCCUCGACAACGGCCACUCAGAAACACCAGUCCCCGGUCCUGAACGCCGUCCCCCGGCUCCCAAACCCGAAGGCAAAAUCCCUGACCCGGUGGAACUUGUGCGUGAAGGCACACUCCUCGACAAAGCAAAAUUAGUCCUUAAAGGCAAGGGGCCUCGGGACAGUAUCCCCAUUCGUGAUGCAGUGGAGGCUUGGAACCUUGCAGACACUGAAGUGUGGAGAUUUGUACGUGCGUGGAAUGCGAGAAGAAGUGUCGAGCGCAGAAAGUGGGAAGAUGAGGAAAAGGCUUACGCGGGAACGGAAGGCAGUAAAGGUAGUUGGAGUCGUUGGUUUGACAGAGAUUGA